AGUCAGCUUGAUGUUUAUUCUUCUUGGUUCGUCUGCUAUCGUCACUGGGAAUUUGAUUCAUAUUUUGGAUUCAGAGCUGCUGGUAUUUGAAAAGAACGGAUUCUGUCGUCGAGACGUUAUCAGUUCUGUCGAGAUUAGGAGCAUCUACAUCGGUGCCGGCGUAUUUCAGUUCUGUGCGUGCAGUGUUUAUGCGCAAGUUGAGGAAAUUCAUUCCAGAACGAGCUGCUUGAACGAGAUACGAUAAAUCAACGAUAAAGCCAACAACGUAAUUCUCCAGUUUUCAAAGUUAUGCAAUCGGUGUGUGUGUGCGUGUGUGUUAUUUGACUGAAUUACAAGUGACGUUUGAUUGCAUUGAGACCCAGCGCCAUCGAACCCCAUAAACAAAAUCAGGAGUCGUACGUUAUUUCUGGGGACACGGACAGCGACAUGUCGUCGUCGGAAAAGAAGCGUCUAGAAUGGUAUUAUGCCCCGGCUUUUCUGCUCUUCUGGCUUGUAUUGUUGGUGGCCAUAGUUCUGCCGGUUUUCUUCAAUCUGCCAAUAGGAUUAAGGAUAGAAGAUGAACACACCAAGCCAGGCGAGUUCGUUGCCGAACGGGCGGAACGCAUCCUGUUCGAUUUCGAGAUGAUUGGACCAAAGGUAGUCGGAAGCUUUGCAAAUGAGAAUCUAACUGUCCAGCUGUUGUACGACGAAAUAGAGCUAAUACGCCGAAGCAUGCAUCACGAUUUGUACGAAUUGGAAGUAGAUGUGCAAGUUGUUUCGGGGGCCUAUAUGCACUGGACCAUGAUCAACAUGUAUCAGGGCUUACAGAAUUUCGUUGUGAAACUGAGCAGCAAGAACUCAACAUCGCAAAAUUAUCUGCUGAUUAAUAGCCACUUCGACUCCAAACCUGGUAGUCCGGGAUCUGGCGAUGAUGGAGCUAUGGUGGUUGUUAUGUUAGAAGUUCUACGUGUUUUGGCAACAUCGCGGGAACCGUUUUCACAUCCAAUAGUGUUUCUAUUCAAUGGAGCGGAAGAAAAUCCUCUUCAGGCAUCCCACGGCUUUAUAACACAACACAAAUGGGCUCAAAACUGCAGGGCUUUAAUAAAUCUCGAUUCCGCCGGAAGUGGCCACAAAGAAAUUCUUUUUCAAUCGGGUCCAAAUCAUCCAUGGCUAAUGAAGUAUUACAGCAAAUAUGCGAAAAGACCCUAUGCCACAUCGAUUGCCGAGGAACUCUUCCAGGCGAAUAUUAUUCCAUCGGAUACGGAUUUCCGCAUAUUCCGAGAUUACGGUCACGUACCCGGUUUGGAUUUUGCUCAUUCUUACAAUGGAUAUGUGUACCAUACGAAAUUUGAUAAAUUUGAUGUGAUUCCCAGAGGCACACUGCAGAGCACGGGUGAUAAUAUUCUAAGCCUUGCUAGAGCUUUUGCCAAUGCACCUGAAAUGGAAGAACCGGAUAAAUACGCCGAAGGACAUUCCAUUUUCUAUGACUUUAUGGGCUUGUUCUUUAUUUACUAUACGGAAACACAGGGGCAAAUUAUUAAUUGCUGUGUGUCAGUUAUUGUUGUUGUUUUGAUUGGAAUAUCGUUUUGGAGGAUGGCGGCAACUUCCUACCUGUCCAUUGGCAGUACUAUGAAAACAUUUGUACUCAUUGAGGUUUUACACAUUCUUGGAAUUGUCUUGGCUUUGGGAUUGCCACUUCUGAUGGCGGUAAUGUUUGAUGCUGGCGAUCGUUCAAUGACGUGGUUCUCUCAAAAGUGGUUAGUUUUUGGAUUGUACGUGUGCCCCAGUUUGAUCGGACUAUGUCUGCCUACACUGCUCUAUUUAAGUUUUAAUAAAAACGAUAAACUGCGAAAAUCAUUCAAAAUUCAAAUGAUCCUACAUGCACAUGCAUUGUUUCUGGCCCUCAUCUGUAUUGUAUUAACAUUUGUGGGACUGCGUAGUUCAUAUGUGUUUAUGAUAUCCUUACUCUUCUACGGAAUAGCUUUGAUUCUGAACUUUUUGACGACCCUGCAUAAUAGAGGAAAACUUUGGUCCAUAAUAGUUAUUUUAAGCCAGGUUUUGCCCUUCCUGUAUAUGGCAUAUAUAUUUUUCGCUUUGUGCAGCACAUUGAUGCCAAUGAUGGGUCGUUUUGGUACUAAUCUUAAUCCCGAUUUACUGGUAGGUGGUCUUUGUGCAUUGGGAACUAUUUUGGCUAUGGGAUUUGUGUCACCAAUGGUUAAUAUGUUCCGUCACUCUAAGACUGUUCUUUUGGCUCUGUUGGCCACAACAUUUAUAUUUUCAAUGAUGGCUAUAAGUCCAAUAGGAUUCCCCUAUACUGCAAAAACUAACGUUGGCAGAGUUAAUUUCCUUAAUGUUCAACGCGUCUUCUACGAAUAUGAUGGGAGUGUUAGCAAGAAUGAAUCCGGGUAUUAUUUUGAUUUCCAAGACAGGCGUAUUCACUAUCCUAUCCAGGAACAUAUUGACAUGAGUAACAUGGAAAGUGUUGCCGAGGAUUGCGAUGAGAUGAUGAUGUGCGGCUUACCUCUAUUCAAUCAUCGUUGGUUCAAAUCGAGAAUGAAGGGCAUAUGGUUACCUUCCGACGACCCGGUGGAAAUUCCAGAAACACCGACUCUAACUUUAGUCAAUAAAACAGUGAACCCCGUAACAAACCUUGUAAGAUACAAUUUCAAACUUCGUGGCCCCCCGCACAUGAGUAUUUAUUUACUACCGAUUGGUGGCGUAACUGUUGUUGAUUGGAGCUUUUUAAAAACAAUGCUGCAGGAAAAGGAAACAUACAAACCUCCAUACCACAUUUAUUUCUCAUAUGGAAAAGAUUCGGCACCACUGGAUUUCUAUUUUGAUUUAAAGAUUGGUGACAGUAAUGUGAACAAACCGCUUUUCGAAUUGGGCAUCUCUGGCCAUUACGUCAAUUUUGAUUUUCCACGCAGUAAACACACUCAAACAUUCAUUAAAAGUUUUCCCGACUACAUCUUUGUAAUGGAAUGGCCCAGCUCGUAUGAACGUUAUUUAUUUUAGCAGUACAUUGUAACUUUCACAGUUUAACAAUAAAAAAUGAACAGAAUAGUA
This is a messenger RNA of Musca domestica (house fly), 3045 nucleotides long. RefSeq names its product endoplasmic reticulum metallopeptidase 1. NCBI's taxonomy places the organism in Eukaryota, Metazoa, Arthropoda, Insecta, Diptera, Muscidae. The coding region runs from base 427 to 2994 and encodes 855 amino acids. The record is from RefSeq and is a predicted model, not a curated record. The transcript is spliced from 13 exons. Gene Ontology annotation, molecular function: metalloexopeptidase activity. Gene Ontology annotation, biological process: proteolysis.